Trichomycterus rosablanca is the source of this 1023-nucleotide messenger RNA. Its product is annotated as C3a anaphylatoxin chemotactic receptor-like. Gene Ontology annotation, molecular function: G protein-coupled receptor activity; complement receptor activity. The record is from RefSeq and is a predicted model, not a curated record. Gene Ontology annotation, biological process: phospholipase C-activating G protein-coupled receptor signaling pathway; complement receptor mediated signaling pathway; positive regulation of cytosolic calcium ion concentration. Gene Ontology annotation, cellular component: plasma membrane. The transcript has a single exon. NCBI's taxonomy places the organism in Eukaryota, Metazoa, Chordata, Actinopteri, Siluriformes, Trichomycteridae. Bases 1 to 1023 code for a protein of 340 amino acids.
AUGGAAAGUGGCCAAAAAGCUGGAUUGACGUUUAAGCAGAUAAUAAUUCUAAUCAUAUACAUAGUGGUGUUUGUGCUUGGCACAGUUGGCAAUGCACUGGUCAUUUUUGUGACUGGCUACAAGAUGAAGAGAACUGUGAAUUCCAUCUGGUUUCUCAACUUGGCCUUGGCAGACUUCCUCUUCAUGUCUUUUCUGAUCCUGAACAUCAUCUCUAUCUCUCAGAAUUAUAACUGGCCCUUUGGCCUUUUUAUGUGCAAGUCCAACACCUUAAUUUCAGUGCUUAAUAUGUUUGCAAGCAUUUUUCUGCUGGCCACCAUCAGUCUGGACCGCUGCCUUUUGACAUGGUUAACUGUGUGGACCCAGAACCAUCGCACCCCAUUUAAAGCAUGGAUAACAUGCUUGUUUAUAUGGGUGGCAGCCGUAGCCUUUAGCAUCCCUUUUGCCACUUAUCGCGAAGUGGUUGUAAAACAAAUCACAUUUUGUGGCACCAUUGCCCCAAAAAGUGUGAAAAUAACUUUGGCCAUGUUACGAUUUACAGUGGGCUUCCUUAUUCCUUUCAUUGUCAUUAUUUGUUCAUACAUAGCAAUUGGAGUGAAAGUUUUAAGGCUACAGCGCGACAAAAAGCUCCGGCCCUUCAAAAUCAUCCUGACUGUGAUCCUCGCCUUUUUUUUGUGCUGGCUCCCAUUUCACAUCCAACAGUUAAGCCUUGUCUUAGGAAAGUGGAAUGAAGAUAAAGCAAAAGCACUUGCAUCUGCGACUCCCUUCACUGUGAUCCUGGCAUACCUAAACAGCUGCCUGAAUCCAAUUCUGUACAUGUUUAUGUGUGAUCAGUUUAAAACAAAGCUCAGACAGUCCUUGCUGCUGGUGCUGGAGAAUGCUUUUGCCGAGGAGCACUUUUCCUUUCUCAGCCAUCGCCAUUCCAUCAGCUCUCACCAUACUGAAAAUCAGACAGAAACAAAAACAAAAAUAAUAACUGUUUUCCCCGUCACCCCUUUAGAUGGAACUACAUCUACAGAGAACUAA